This is a messenger RNA of Suricata suricatta (meerkat), 2283 nucleotides long. RefSeq names its product glutamate ionotropic receptor NMDA type subunit associated protein 1 (gene GRINA). Gene Ontology annotation, biological process: negative regulation of apoptotic signaling pathway. The transcript is spliced from 6 exons. Bases 629 to 1699 code for a protein of 356 amino acids. The record is from RefSeq and is a predicted model, not a curated record. Gene Ontology annotation, cellular component: endoplasmic reticulum; Golgi apparatus; membrane. Lineage: Eukaryota; Metazoa; Chordata; Mammalia; Carnivora; Herpestidae.
UGGCGUACCCUCCUGGCAGGGACCCCGGCAAGCCGAUCCGGGCCUGCUGCCCCCAUCCGGGGAGCGAGGGUCGGUCGGGCCUGCCUUUGGACCAGGGUCAGGGCUCUCGCUGCUCACAGAUGGCCUGGGGAUUUCCUAGGAUAGAAAUAGCCGCCGGCUCUGGCCCCUUAAAGCUGCUUAAGGGGCUGGUUGCGAAGGGGAGGAUCCGGGCACACCCCCACACGUCCCUGACCGCGCCCCCAGCCCCGACCCGGGCCGAGCUCUGACCCAGGAGACGCGAGCCGCGGUGAUAGACCUCCUCCAGUUGCUUCUAAGAAACAACCGAAGCCAAAAAUCCGGAAGCUGACGAAGUCAUCAUCUUGUCUGUCCCCUCCUCCACUUUUGGGGUCAUCCUAGAGCGGCCCCUUGUGAAGCCCCACGCUCAGCUACCCAGUCCCCACUGGCCCUCCUGAUCCUUCUGCUCAGGAGGGACGCCCGUGGCCCUGGGGGCAAAAGUCAUGAGUGCCCCCCUUUGUGUCCUGGUUCCCCGCAGCAGGUGGGGCGGGGCGGCAGUGGCUGGCUCGGGGACUUGCCACCGCAGGGCUGACUUCUCUCUCUCCUCUAGGGGGAGACCACAGAACCGGAGGCCAUGCCCCACGAAAAGAGUUUCUUGGUGUCUGGGGACAACUAUCCUCCCCCCAACCCUGGAUAUCCUGGGGGCCCCCAGCCCUCCAUGCCUCCCUAUCCGGGGGCCCCUUACCCACAGCCGCCGUUCCAGCCUUCCCCAUAUGGCCAGCCAGGGUAUCCCCAGGGCCCCAGCCCCUACCCUCAAGGGGGUUACCCUCAGGGGCCCUACCCCCAAGGAGGUUACCCUCAAGGCCCCUACCCUCAAGAGGGCUACCCGCAGGGGCCAUAUCCCCAGAGCCCCUUUCCCCCCAACCCCUAUGGACAACCACAGGCCUUCCCGGCACCGGACCCUGGCUCACCUCAGCGUGGAAACUAUCAUGAAGAGGGCCCCCCGUCCUACUAUGACAACCAGGACUUUCCUGCCACCAACUGGGAUGACAAGAGCAUCCGCCAAGCCUUCAUCCGGAAGGUGUUCCUGGUGCUGACCCUGCAGCUGUCCGUGACGCUGUCCACUGUGGCCGUGUUCACCUUUGUCGGGGAGGUGAAGGGCUUCGUCCGGGAGAACGUGUGGACGUACUACGUGUCCUAUGCCGUCUUCUUUGUCUCCCUCAUCGUCCUCAGCUGCUGCGGAGACUUCCGGCGGAAGCACCCAUGGAACCUCGUUGCACUGUCCAUCCUGACCGUCAGUCUGUCCUACAUGGUGGGGAUGAUCGCCAGCUUCUACGACACCGAGGCGGUCAUCAUGGCCGUGGGCAUCACGACGGCUGUCUGCUUCACGGUGGUCGUCUUCUCCAUGCAGACCCGCUACGACUUCACCUCGUGCAUGGGCGUGCUGCUGGUGAGCAUGGUGGUGCUGGUCAUCUUCGCCAUCCUCUGCAUCUUCAUCCGGAACCGCAUCCUGGAGAUCGUGUACGCGUCGCUGGGCGCGCUGCUCUUCACCUGCUUCCUGGCAGUGGACACCCAGCUGCUGCUGGGGAACAAGCAGCUGUCCCUGAGCCCGGAGGAGUAUGUGUUUGCUGCGCUGAACCUGUACACGGACAUCAUCAACAUCUUCCUGUACAUCCUCACCAUCAUCGGCCGUGCCAAGGAGUAGUCCGUGUCUGGGGCCUCGCUCAGGUGGCAUGGCUGGCCUGGGCCCUGCCCCUGGUGUGGCAGUGCCGUCAUACCCCCCCUCUCUCGUCCCUGGGCACAGCCCGGGAGGGAGAGGCCCCUCUCCCACCCACCUGUGUGCGCACUGCAGAUACCUGUCUGGACCCGCUGUGGCCAGCAUGGCCCCUUCUAGCCCUCUGGCCCCGCCACAGGGCAGUGGGGCCAGGUCUCCAUGCCUCCUCCUGCCCACUCACUGUUGCAUGAGCCCUGUCUGCCAGCCCACCCCGGGGUCUGGGGGUGACACCGGGUCCCAGGGGAGAGGGGUCAAGCCAAGAGGUGAGGGUGCCCGUCUCCCCUCCUGUUCCAGCCCCCCCCCCCCACUGCCUGGCAUAGAGAACCCCCUCCCACCCCUCCUCUCCCCCGCCCUGGAGCGCUGCCCUCUGGAGGGCCUGAGGGCUGAGGGUCUUGUCCCUGUGCUGAGCCCUGAGGGCAGAGAGGUUGAGGGUAUUUCCCCGGAGGAGGGCGCCUUCCUCCUGUCUUGCUGUCUUUAAAAUUCCAAUAAACGGGACCUUCUGCUCUCUGCCUUCC